AUCAUUAUGUUACGCUAAAAGGAACGAUGUGUCCGUUUGAAAUCCGCUACGCGGUAAACAGUUCCCGACCGGCGAUGGAUUGGAAGGUAGCAGUUUUAGUGUCUUUCAUAUGGUGUUGGAUUGGGCUUGCGACUGCUCAAGAAGACGGUGGCGUGUUUCAGUUCAACCGACGAAGGUCAACCACGCCCGACCCAAUCCUUAGCUUUUUCAAUCAGUGUAACCAAGGAAAAGGAACAUGUGUGUCUGAAUGCAAGGACAGUCUUCGUGUUGAUACUGAGGACUGCAUUAGUAUGUGGCAUGUUUGCUGCAACAAGGAAGAGAAUGAUAUUGUUUAUUUCCCAACGAGGAAACCACCCGCAACUACCGCAGCAGAUUCUAGCACGAGAAAAACACCGCCAGCAAAACAAACAACACCCGUAACGACUACGUCCCCGGAAACCUCGUUGGCCGAGAAUUGGAUUCCGCCAGAUUGCGGAAUUCGACAAUCAAACACUGAAGUCAAUAGCCAGCCCAUCGAAGAUACCAAACGUGGCGAAUUUCCUUGGAAUGUUGGAAUAUUUACAAUGAGCACCAACUCAUUCGGGAUUGAACAAAGCGUGUUCCAUUGUGGCGGAUCGCUAAUCGAUGAUUUUGUUGUUUUGACUGCUGCUAGUUGUGUUCGGAAGAAGAAAAACUCGUCACUGUUGGUGUUUGCCGGAGUUUGGGAUGUAACUGAUGAACUGGAAAAUCGACAGAUACGCAAAGUGAGUGAGAUCAUCAUUCACCCAAGCUUUUUACCAACAUCCAGAAUUUAUGAUGUCGCGCUCUUGGUCCUUGAAGACAAAGUGGAUUUUACUUCGACUGCCAACCGUAUUUGCUUGCCAGAUGCCAAUGUGGUUUUCAACGACAGGUACUGUUUAGCCACCGGUUGGGGUGUUACGCCGAUGGAAAAAUCCUCCGAUCAGUUAAGUUCAAUUAUGAAAAUGGUUGAGCUACAGUUGGUCGAACACAACGACUGUGAGUUCAGAAUACGAAAAGCCCUCCCGUAUAAAACUACCUUCAAACUAAACGAGAUAUUCCAAUGUGCUGGAGAUGAAGCUGGUAUAAAUCUUUGUACAGGAGACGAAGGCUCGCCGUUGUUUUGUACCAUCCCCGGAAGGCCACGACAAUUCUAUCAAGUUGGCAUAUACUCCUGGAGCAGAAGUCAGUGUGGGGAAAAGGCGGUUCCAGAUGUAUUUACAAAAAUAAGCCAAAUCCGAACAUGGAUCGACGGCCACAUGGAGGCCAAACAACGAAAUAUAAACGUUUAUGUACCACAACCAGAUGAUUCAGGCGAAGAUAGUAGUUUAAGUGCUGAUUAAAACGACGAUUUCAAUACUA
Molecule: messenger RNA, 1359 nt
Organism: Malaya genurostris
Lineage: Eukaryota; Metazoa; Arthropoda; Insecta; Diptera; Culicidae
Product: phenoloxidase-activating factor 2-like
Exons: 3
Coding region: 27-1340 (437 amino acids)
Biological process (GO): proteolysis
Molecular function (GO): serine-type endopeptidase activity
Source: RefSeq, a predicted model, not a curated record